ACUGUGUCAACUCUGAAUCACAAUGAGCAGCAGGGAAGGACCUGUCAGCUGACUAAUCAGGGCUAGUGGAUUUUUUUUUUUGCAGCUCUGCCGCGGUGGUAAUGGAAGCAGCCGUAGCUUUGUUUGAUAGAGAUUUUUGGCUGCUGCUUUUAAAUACCACCCAAGAAGCAGCUCGUAUUUCAUCAAUGUUGCAUUGACAAUCGGAAAAGAAGAGUGUAAUUGUGUAUAGGCGAGAUGGCAGAAGCAAAUCCCCCGAGAGGCAAGAUGAGGUUCAGAAGGAAUGCGGCCUCUUUCCCCGGGAGCUUACACUUAGUCCUGGUUUUACGCCCUACCAGUUUUCUUCAGAGGACUUUCACGGACAUUGGAUUUCGAUUUAGCCAGGAGGAUUUUAUGGUGAAACUACCAGUUGUUAUGCUGAGCUCAGUUAGUGAUUUGCUGACAUACAUUGAUGACAAGCAAUUAACCCCUGAGUUAGGCGGCACCUUGCAGUACUGCCACAGUGAAUGGAUCAUCUUCAGAAAUGCUAUAGAAAAGUUCGCUCUUACAGUGAAGGAAGUGGCUCAGAUGUUGCAAUCCUUUGGAACAGAGCUUGCUGAGACAGAGCUACCAGAUGAUAUUCCUGCAAUACAGGAGAUUCUGGCAGUUCGUGCUGAGAGGUAUCAGAUGUUGAAGAAUGACUUAACAGCUGUAACCAAAGAAGGAAAAAUUCUGCUCAUGAACCUGAAAGUGCCUAACACUGGAGAAACUGUCAGUUCAAGUCUUGAAAGUCCUCAGCACAUCAGCGGUGACUGGCAAACUAUUAAUAAGUUACUGACUCAAGUGCACGAUAUGGAAACUGCUUUUGAUGGAUUUUGGGAGAAACAUCAGCUAAAAAUGGAGCAGUAUCUGCAACUGUGGAAUUUUGAGCAAGACUUUCAAGAGGUUAUGACUAAAAUUGAAUUUGUAUUAAAUCAACAAAGAGAACUCAGUGAUGCAACAGGGAACUUAACUCAGAUAAAACAAAGACUUAAAAAAAUAGAGAACUUGGAUGAAAAAUCUCAGGAGCUGUUAGCCAAGGCCCGGCUUGUGAUACUACAUGGCCACAAGCUUGCCUCAAAUCACCACUAUGCACUUGAUUUAAUCUGCCAGAGAUGCAAUGAGCUUCGCUACCUUUCUGAUAUUUUGGUUAAUGAGAUCAGAGCAAAGCGGGUACAGCUGAGCAGGACUUUCAAAAUGCACAAGCUCCUGCAGCAGGCACGUCAGUGCUGUGAUCAAGGAGAAUGCCUCCUGGCUAAUCAGGGAAUGGAUCAGUUUCAGACUAAAGAAGAUGCUCAGAAAGCCCUUCAGGAUGUGCAAAAUUUCCUUCAAAUGGCUGUGCCCUUCAUCAAUUAUGAUAUUGAGAAUUUGCAAUAUGAAUUUGAUGUGCACCUUUCUUCUGAAUUAAAGGCUCAAAUGCAGACUGUACAACUCAAGCUUGAAAGUAUUCGAAGUAUAUUUGAGAACCAACAGGCUGAUUCCAAGAAUUCAAAAGGUAGAUCUGAAAGUCCAGUUCAGUUUGUCAUACCUGCACCUGAAAAUUUGAUGAGGUCCAGAGCAAUGUUUUUUUCACCUAAACAUGUGGGAGUUGGAUAUUCUUUCUUUCAAGCAUGUAAACUUUUUUCAAAAGUAAAGAAGUCUUGGAGACAGACUCAAGCUCAGAGCAACAUGCAAUUAAGUAAAAUUGAAGUCGUUAAGGAUAGCCAAGAGAAGAGGAAUUCUGAUCACUCUCCCAGAUUGGACAAUAACUUGGAUAUUUUAAAGAACCAUGUCCUGAAUGAGCUGAUACAGACAGAAAAGGCAUAUGUUGGAGAACUGUUUACUGUUUUGUUGGGCUACAGAUCUGAGAUGGACAAUCCACAGAUGUUUGAUCUUAUUCCACCUCUACUGAGAAAUAAAAAGGAUGUUCUCUUUGGAAAUAUGGCAGAAAUAUAUGAAUUCCAUAACAACAUUUUUAUGAGCAGCCUGGAAGAUUGCUCUAAUGCUCCAGAAAGAGUUGGACCUUGUUUCCUGGAAAGGAAAGAUGAUUUUCAGAUGUAUGCCAAGUACUGUCAGAAUAAACCCAGGUCAGAGUUAAUUUGGAGAAAGUAUUCAGAAUGUGCCUUUUUCCAGGAAUGUCAAAGAAAAUUAAAACAUCGACUUGGUCUGGAUUCCUAUUUGCUCAAACCAGUGCAACGAAUCACUAAGUAUCAGCUGCUUUUAAAGGAGCUCUUAAAGUACAGCAAAGAAGGAGAAGGAACAACUCAGUUAAAGGAGGCACUUGAUACAAUGCUGGACUUAUUGAAGUCAGUAAAUGACUCCAUGCAUCAGAUUGCAAUCAAUGGCUAUAUUGGGAAUCUGAAUGAGCUGGGCAAGAUGAUUCUGCAAGGUGCAUUCAGUGUUUGGCUAGGACACCGGAAAGGUGCUACAAAAAUGAAGGAUUUUGCAAGAUUCAAGCCCAUGCAGCGACACCUUUUCUUGUAUGAAAAAGCUGUUAUGUUUUGUAAGAGGCGUGUUGAAUCUGGAGAAGGCGCUGAUAGAUAUCCAUCAUACAGUUUUAAGCACUGCCUAAAAAUGGAAGAAGUUGGAAUCACAGAACACGUGAAAGGCGAUAACCGCAAAUUUGAAAUAUGGUAUGGUGAGAAGGAAGAAAUUUACAUUGUUCAGGCUCCAAAUAUUGAUGUGAAGAUGCUAUGGUUAAAAGAAAUAAGGAACAUUUUGUUGAAGCAGCAAGAAUGUUUGACUGCUAUGAAACAGCUGGAUCAGCCAAGAGAACCGGAUGAACUUUCUCUUCAGCAGCAGAAAGCUGAUGGCUGUUUCAGAAAGCAAGAGGAAGCUCUUCUAAAUGCUGUGGAAGUGGAAAAAGAGGUAGAACAAGCCAGUGGCAUGGUGGAGGUCAGGAAGGCAGUUGUGCCAGUUCAAGCACAAGUAAAUUGCACAGCUUGGACUCAGGUGUCACCAUCUGCAGAAGGUCUUGGAGCAUCUGCGGAAUGUUCAGCCAACUAUUUCUACCCUAGUUACAAUGACAAUGAAGAAGAUCGGCCACAAAUGAGAGCCGUGUCGGAGGUGACUCUGCUGAUGUAAAGAAGCUACUAUGUCAACUGGCAAGUAGAUCUUGCAGCCUGCUUCUCAGCCCAUGUGGAAACACCACCCAAAAGACUUUCAGCCCAAAUGAUGGGGAUUUUUUUUUCAGGUUUAUUUGUUUGAACAUGCAAAGAAGCAACAGCAUAUACUUCUUUCUUUUCUUUUACUUUAAAAACAUUUUCCUUGUAGUAUUCUUUAUUCCUCAAAUUCUGCAGUCAGUGGAUAACACAUUGUGCUGGAUAAAAUGUCAUCUCAGAAUACUUUUGACUUGAAAAUUGUUUCUUCUCUGUCUACUUUGUAACCAAAUGCAAUCAGCGUGCCUUCGAUUAUUUAGCUUAUUAUGAAUUAAGUUAAAUGUAGGGCUGUAGAGUAGUUAAGGCCAAGGGAAGCACAACUUAUGAUUUAAUUCGCUUUUUAGACCUAGCGCUCCUUUUAAACGCACAAGAUAAUGCAGAGUCAGAAGUCCUGGGGCGGAUGAGGGGCAUUAGUAAAUUCUCUUCAGGGCUAUUGCCUUUUCUAUGUGCCAAGAUGAACUUUUCCUGAUAGUAGUUUACAAAGAAUUGCAUUUAAAAUGUAAUAUUUUCAUGCUUGUUUCUUUUUCUCAAUUUAUGCUUAUAAUUCAUGUAGCAAAUUAGUUGUGCUCUAUUCUGUACAUUUCAUGCUGUAAUUUUUCUUUUUCAAAUAAAAAUGAAACCUUUGGGUUCCACA
Molecule: messenger RNA, 3786 nt
Organism: Microtus oregoni (creeping vole)
Lineage: Eukaryota; Metazoa; Chordata; Mammalia; Rodentia; Cricetidae
Product: proto-oncogene DBL-like
Exons: 26
Coding region: 235-3078 (947 amino acids)
Biological process (GO): intracellular signal transduction; dendrite development
Cellular component (GO): cytoplasm
Molecular function (GO): guanyl-nucleotide exchange factor activity
Source: RefSeq, a predicted model, not a curated record